GGUCCCGCAGGCCUCGUUCGUCCUCCACUCAGCAAAUCUUAUUCGACCACCAUCGCAAGCCUCCGAUCCUCCAGCUCCUCCUCCUUUCUUCUACCUUCCUCUCUGGAGAAUCCUUGCCCCCGCCAUGACUCCAAGUGGAGCAAGGUGCUCGGUAUAUUAACACGAGCCUUAUGCAUGGGAUAUCUGAGAAUGUGCUGUUCCCCAACACCAUCAGUUGAUGCCCUCCCUUCAGAUAUAUAUAUACCUUCCACUGCCCUCUCUGCAAACACCCACCCUCGCACCGCUUGGAAUUUAGAAGCGUAGUGGGCUGACGACGGGGAGAUGGUGAAAUUCUCCAAGCAGUUUCAGGGCCAGCUUGUGCCGGAAUGGAAGGAGGCCUUUGUCGAUUACUGGCAGCUCAAGAAGGACCUCAAGAGAAUGCAUGUCUUUAAUGCUAACAAUGGACCUAGUAACAUGAAACCGCAGCCUGGUUUUGCCCGGAGGCUGGUUUCCCAAUUGAGGAAGCUCCCUCUUUUUGGCCCCGAUCGGCACAAGGACCAUGAAGCCAUUCAGGUCCAUAAGAAGCUCACGAUCUCAGAAAGCAGGGGAGUCAUGUACGAAACCGAAUUGCUCGAGGAAUUCGCAGACACUGAUGCAGCAAAAGACUUCUUCGCGCGGCUCGACCUUCAGCUGAACAAGGUGAACAAGUUCUACAGCGCCAAGGAAAAAGAGUUCCUGGAGAGGGGAGAGUCCCUAAAGAAACAGAUGGAGAUCCUCCUUGAGCUCCAGGCCGCUCUCAAGAACCAGAGAGGGAGAAUCUCCUCGACUAAUGACGCGAAGGAUGAUUCUUCCAUUUCUUGCUCAAUUUCAUGCGAAGAAGACUCGAUAAGGAGCACCAAAGUUGAAGAGGAACAAGACCAGCCACAGGAGAUCCUAUCAAGUGAAUUAGAGAGGAGCCCGUUCGGGUACUCUGACUCUGGUGACUCGGAGAAGGUUCAACUGGAGGAAGUCAAGCUGAGGAGUCUCUCGGCCAGGGUAUUCAGCUGCCAGGGCAAAAACCUAAAGAUCAAGAUACCCUUGACCACCCCUUCAAGGACCUUUUCUGCCUUGGCUUAUUUGUUUAUGGAGGACUUUGGUGGUAACCAAGCAAGGAAGUGUGGCCCUCACAAGCUCAACAUCAACAAGACCAAGCUUCACCAUGCGGAGAAGAUGAUCAAGAGAGCUUUCAUUGAGCUCUACAAAGGACUGAACUACCUCAAAUCAUACCGAACUCUGAACAUGUUAGCUUUCGUGAAGAUCCUGAAAAAAUUUGACAAGGUGACGGGGAAGGAAGUCCUCAACAUAUACCUCAAAGUGGUCGAGAGCUCCUACUUCAAUAGCUCAGACAUGGCAAUGAAGUUGAUGGACGAAGUUGAAGAACUUUUCGCCAAACAUUUUGCCGACGACGACAAGCGCAAGGCGAUGAAGUACCUCAAGCCUCAUCAGCGCACAGAAUCUCAUUCUGUCACCUUCUUCAUUGGUCUCUUUACUGGAUGUUUCAUUGCAUUGUUCGUUGGAUAUUGCAUAAUGGCACACAUAGCAGGCAUGUACACUGGGCAAUCGGACACUAUCUACAUGGAGACCGUGUACCCUGUGUUAAGCAUGUUUAGCCUCUUGUUCCUGCACGUUUUCCUCUAUGGCUGCAACAUCUUCAUGUGGAGGAAGACACGCAUCAACCACACCUUCAUAUUUGAGUUUGCUCCGACCAAAGAGCUCAAGUACAGGGAUGUGUUCCUGAUAUGUGCCACCUCUAUGACUGUAAUCGUAGGGGUCAUGUUUGCACACUUGAGCCUUGUUGCAAGAGGAUACUCUUCCACUCAAGUCCAAGCAAUCCCAGGCUUCCUGCUUUUGAUGUUCCUAAUAGUGUUGUUUUGCCCAGUCAACAUUAUCUACAAAUCUAGUCGCUACUGCUUCCUAAGAGUCAUUUCAAUAGUUCCCUUCCAAGUAUUCAUUUCUCUGUCUAACCCAGUUUCCACUUGCAAAUUUCAGGUGGUCAUGGUGGAUUUCUUCAUGGCUGAUCAACUUUGCAGCCAGGUCCCAAUGCUCAGAAACAUGGAGUAUGUGGCAUGCUACUACAUAACUGGGAGUUAUAGAACACAAGACUACGGGCUUUGCAUGAGAUCCAAGCAUUACAGGGAUUUAGCGUAUGCUGUCUCGUUUCUUCCUUACUACUGGCGAGCCAUGCAGUGUGCUAGAAGAUGGUUUGAUGAAGGAGAAACAAGCCACUUGAUCAACCUGGGAAAGUAUGUUUCAGCCAUGCUGGCUGCUGGUGCCAAAGUAGCUUAUGAAAAGGAGAAGAGUGCAGGCUGGCUUGCACUUCUUGUAGUAAUCUCAAGUGCUGCCACUGUGUACCAACUGUACUGGGAUUUUGUUAAGGAUUGGGGAUUGCUCCAACUCAACUCCAAGAACCGAUGGCUUCGGAAUGAAUUGAUCCUCCGGUGCAAGUUUGUUUACUACUUAUCGAUGGCUUUGAACUUUGUUCUACGGCUCGCUUGGUUGCAAACAGUUCUGCACUACAACUUUGCGAGUUUGGAUUACAGAGUGACUUCAUUCUUCUUAGCAGCCCUCGAGGUGAUUCGGCGAGGGCAUUGGAAUUUUUAUAGGUUGGAGAAUGAGCACCUGAACAAUGCUGGAAAAUUUAGGGCUGUUAAGACAGUUCCACUGCCUUUUCAUGAAGUGGAUCAGGAUUAGCAGACGAUAACACAAGGACUAUGUAUACACCCAGUUCAAGCGUAUUGGAGAAUACCAACUCAAUGAGCAGGAAUUUGUCGAUAAGAAGUCGAUUCUACCAACUUGAUGUCAAGUAUAUUACUUGUAUACAGAAAUUCAUUCCCAAGGGUAUAAAGAAGCCAUCGAGGAUCACUGCUUUGCAUCUCCAUCUUUUUUCUGACUAAUUGGCACUUGCUGAUGGAUGUUUUGUAACAAAUGGGACAACUUUUCCGGUCCUCAUAUUAGAUUAAAUUCGAAUUGUGAACUAUCGACAAGGUUUCUAUAAUGAUCUCUUCUUAGAUCA
Molecule: messenger RNA, 3031 nt
Organism: Zingiber officinale
Lineage: Eukaryota; Viridiplantae; Streptophyta; Magnoliopsida; Zingiberales; Zingiberaceae
Product: phosphate transporter PHO1 homolog 1-like
Exons: 14
Coding region: 322-2709 (795 amino acids)
Biological process (GO): cellular response to phosphate starvation; phosphate ion transport
Cellular component (GO): trans-Golgi network; plasma membrane; Golgi apparatus
Molecular function (GO): inositol hexakisphosphate binding
Source: RefSeq, a predicted model, not a curated record